AUGAACAACUCAUUCAUUGAUUUAAUUAAAGACAUAAAAAGAGAUGACAGCUUAAAAAAUGUGGAAAGGAAUUAUCAAAUAUGUAUAAAUAAUUUAAAGGAUUUAGAAAAAAAAAAACAAAAUGAUAAAAUAUUUCCAUUUAAUAAUGUAAUCAAAGAAAAGUCCUUUAUCUUAUUAAAAUUAUUAUACCUUCAAAUGUUUGGGAAAAAAAUAGAUAAAGAGUAUAACUUUUCAGUAAUAGAAAUAUUAACAUGCAAUAAAUAUAUAUUAAAAAGACGAGCUUUUUUAUUUCUUAAUAAUGUAAAUGAUAAUGAAGAUGUUAUAUUUUUAUUAAUUAAUUUAUAUAAAAAAGAAUUACAUAAAGAAAAUAUAUCUAACACACCAUUGGGGACAAAAACAAGAGUUUUAAACUCAUUAACAAAUAUAAGUACAUCCAUAAUUAAAGAUAAUCUUACUAUGCUAGCAAAUACUUAUAACAAUUAUGGAAAUAACGGAACAAAUUCAAAUGCAGGACCUCGAAAUUCUACAGCUACUGUAACAUCAGGUUCAAAUUUUGUAGCAAAAGAAAAUGGAACAUCUCAUUUUCAAUUUAAUAAUAAUAUAGAAAAAUAUUAUAAAAUUAUUAAUACUACAUUAAUUUUAAAUAGUAUAAGCAAUAUUUGCACCGACAUAAUGAGUAAUAAUUUAUAUAAUGAUAUAUUUAUGUUAUUAAAUAGUUCAUUUAUGUAUAUAAGAAAAAAAAGUAUAAUAAGUUUUUAUAGGCUUGUUAUUUGUAAUCUAGAUAUUUUACAUAUCUUUUUCGAUUUUAUAAAAAAAAAUUUUAUUUUAUUAUAUAAUAAUGAGUGCCCAUCCUAUGAUACUUUAAAUAAUGAAGAACCAGAUUAUGUUUUAAAAAAUAAUACAUCCUUAUGUUGUCUAAUUAUUAACAUCCUUGCUGAAAUUUUUUGUACAUUAGAAAAACAACAAGAGAAAAAAAAUGCACACAAACAUGUUAGUAGUAACAUAAAUAUAGGGACAGAAAUAAACUAUCAAACUGAUAAAAAAGAAAAAAAACAGGGCUCAGAAUUUAUACAAAAUAAUGAACAUACACAUAAUGAUAAAACUCAACAAAAUAGUCCUAUAUAUUUAAAAAAAUAUCUUUCUUUUAUUCCGUUUAUUUAUAAUAUUUUAAAUGAUCGUCUACAUUUAAUAGACAAUUGGAGAUUAAUAAAAAUUAUAAAAUUUAUAAAUAAAUUAACAAAAUAUGAGAAUCGAAUAUAUAAAAAAUUUCUUUCUAUAAUUAUUCACAUAUUUUUUACAAAUAAAGCACAAAGUGUUGUUUAUGAAUGUUUUGAAUUUAUUUUGUUUAAUUAUAAAAAUACAUAUGAUUUGGAAAUUAAUUUAGAGAAAUAUAUUUCAAUAAAUGAAAAAAAUAUGAACAAGCAAGAAAAUAAUACAAAAAUGAACCAAAAUAUUCUGAACAGACAGGAAGAUAAUGAAGAUCGUUAUAAACAAAUAGGAAGCUUAAAUAAAAGUGAAAAUUUGAAUAAAGAGAAUGGAUAUGUACAAAAUGGAACUGAUAUAUUAUUAUGUUAUUGUUUUUCACAUUUAUUAAAAUAUUUAUAUAGUGAUGAUAAAAAUAUUGUAUAUAUAUCGACAAAAUUAUAUCGAUCUAUAUUUGCAGUACCAGAUUUAUAUAAUCUGUUUGUAAAAUAUAAUUCAAUACAAGAAUUUUCAAGACAUAUAUUUAAUAAUUUUGAACAUAAAGAUAUAACAUUAAGAAAUAAUUUAUUAUAUAUUUUAUAUUUUUUAAUCAAUAAAAAUAAUUUUGAAAAUAUUAUUUAUAAUAUACUUGCAUAUAUAUAUAAAAAUAAUGAUCAAGAAUAUUUAGAUGAAUAUAUAAAUGUAAUAUUAAAUUAUGGAGAAAAUAAUUUAAAAGAUUUAAAUAAUAUUAAUCUAUAUAUUUUUAUUUUAUUUUAUAUUUUAUGUCUUAAAAAUCAUGGAACAAAUAUUAAAAUAUUAGAUCAAAUACGUAAAAUUAAUUCUCAACUAUCUAACACACACAUAUCUACAAACUUUUUAAGUUCACUUUUUAUUAUUACUUAUGGAAAUUUUCUAAUUAGUACAAUAUUAAUUAGGAAAGAAAUAGGGGACAGUAGUUUAUCCAUUGAUACUAUCGAAAAUAAUACAAAACAUAAUUUGUCUAUCCCUUUAAUAAAUAAAAAAACAAUUAAAGAAAACAAAUUAGAUAGCUAUAAUAAAGAAAUGCAUGAAGAUAUUCCUAACCUAAGUAAUAGCACUAUUCAUAAUUUUAGUGAUUCACCAAGAGUUGAAAAGGGAACCCUGACAAGUGUUAGUAUUUACAACUUGAAUGAGACUAUUGAAAAUGAAGUUGAUUAUUUUUUUAAUAACCAUAAUGAAUGUUUGGAAAAAUAUGAUUUAUUUGAAUAUAUUAUAAGUAUAUUAAAGAUGGAAGAUAAAAUAAGUUAUUGCAAAGAUAAUACAAGCCGAUAUACUGAUAUAAAUAACAUGAAUAUAAAAUGUUUUGAAUAUUUAAUAAAUUUUAUAAGUAUAUAUAUAGAAGAAACAUAUAAAGAAAUAAAAGAAUUUAAAAGUGAUAACUUUUUAAAUAUAUUUUUUUUUUCUUUAUAUUUAUUUUUUAUAAAAUUUAGUACUAGUAGUAUAUUAUGGAAUAUAACCAAAAUUUUUAUUUUCUUUUCACAAUAUGAAAAUUAUUCUAAUCUAUCUUUUUUAUAUUUAUCUAAGUUAGAGAAAUAUAUAGAUUACUUAAUAUUUAAACAAAAUGAUAUACAAACAUUGGAUAGAUCAUUAAUUUUAAAACAUAUAUUGGCUCUUGUAAAUAGUAAACAAACUACAGACACAUCUAUCUUUUACAAUUAUUUUGAUACAAGAAUAGAAGUAGAAAAUGUAGAAACAUCUUUUAAUUAUUCAAUUCCAUUUAAAUAUAAUGAUUCUUUUUUUUUACAAACUAAUAAGCAAAACACUGAUCAAACAUCAAAUCUUCAAACUGUUGAUAAACCUCAUAAAAUAUCUAAACCGCCAACUACUGACAAUGAAUUAGAUACUUUAUUAGAUAAAGCUAAAAAAUGUAGUACCAUUUUGAAAGAAAAUAAUUUAUUAUUCCUUGCUCAUAUUAAUAAUCACUUUAAGUUAUAUUAUUAUAUAACCCAUGAUAACAUUUUACAUCUUUAUAUUGAUUGUUUUAAAGAAAGUAACAUAAAUAAUUUUGUUUUAUCUUUAUCGGCAAAUAUAAUUGAAUAUAAAACUAAUACUAACGAAGGAACAAAAUUUAAGUUGGUACAUAAUCAAGAAAGUUAUUUUUACAAGUUCAAUGAAAAUUAUUUAAAUGAAAAAAUUCAAACCAUUGAUGAUGCUCAAUCAGGAGAUAGUCCCAAUAAGAAUAUAUAUACAAAUAAAAAAGUUAUAAAAAUUGUUGAUAAUAUUACUGACAGUUUAACCAUGUCAAUAAAAAUAUCUACACAACUAACUUAUAUUAAGUUAAUAAUUAAUUAUUCAUGUAAUAUGGAAAAUUACGAAAUUCCAAAUAUCACCCUUCCCUACUUUCCUAUGGCCCCGCUUGUUUUGUCUGUGGAUGAGUUUAAGAAGAUUGACAAAAAAAAAGGAAAAUUGCAAAACAUGACUCAUGAAAUAUGCUUGGAAAGAGAGAAAAAUGUUCGAGAAGUUGUAUUUAAUUAUUUUGUUUUUUUGUCUGAACAUAUAAAUAUGUUUUUUUUUAACAUAAAAAAUGCAUAUUUAAAUUUGAAAAAAAAUAAUGAUAUCUCGGAUCUUCGUAUAAUUCUAUGCACCAAAAGGGUCGACAACCAAGACGGCCUAAUUCUACUAAUAAAUAUUCACCAUACAAAAAUAGAGCAUGCCAAAGAUGGAAACUCAAAGAGAGAGGAUGAGCUUAAUCAAAAUAAAACUCAUCUUAUCCCUUACCAAAUUGAUAUUCAAAUAAAUUUAUUAAAUUCAUUACAAGAAGAAGAUAACCUAUUUAUAGACUACUUAAAUUAUUAUUUAGCUGCUUUAUUUUCAAAAAAAAUUAACAUCGACAACUUAAUUUCAUAA
Plasmodium vinckei vinckei is the source of this 4068-nucleotide messenger RNA. Its product is annotated as AP-3 complex subunit delta, putative. Gene Ontology annotation, cellular component: AP-3 adaptor complex; endosome membrane. NCBI's taxonomy places the organism in Eukaryota, Apicomplexa, Aconoidasida, Haemosporida, Plasmodiidae. Gene Ontology annotation, biological process: Golgi to vacuole transport; protein targeting to vacuole. The transcript has 3 exons. Bases 1 to 4068 code for a protein of 1355 amino acids. The record is from RefSeq and is a predicted model, not a curated record.